Lathyrus oleraceus (garden pea) is the source of this 1277-nucleotide messenger RNA. RefSeq names its product vacuolar cation/proton exchanger 2. The coding region runs from base 432 to 1244 and encodes 270 amino acids. The record is from RefSeq and is a predicted model, not a curated record. Gene Ontology annotation, cellular component: plant-type vacuole membrane. NCBI's taxonomy places the organism in Eukaryota, Viridiplantae, Streptophyta, Magnoliopsida, Fabales, Fabaceae. Gene Ontology annotation, molecular function: calcium:proton antiporter activity. Gene Ontology annotation, biological process: intracellular calcium ion homeostasis; calcium ion transmembrane transport. The transcript has a single exon.
AAUGAUGGCACGAAAACAGGAACUACUCUUGUUCCAAAAGUUGUUUGAAUAUCUUCCUUGCUUCUUUACAUUUUUUCUCUUUUUCUUGCUAUGUUUCAUGUUAUAUGAUGACCAGAUAGGCUUAUGCUUAAGUAUUGAAUCAGUUGACCCCUCAGACUCAUCCAUCCAAUUCUGGCGGAAGAAAUGAUUACUUGAAAGAGAUGGGCCAGCCAUUUCAAGCAAUCCAGCAGCAAGCACACCGGCAUCCUGCCCAACAAUCCAAAAACAGUUCAGAAAAAAAAGGCAUACAGUUGAAGGGUCAAGCCAAAUAAUUAACCACAAGUCAUACAAACAAUAACAACACAUGAGGUUAUGCUACCGAACAACUUGCCGUCUACACCGGAUCAACAGUUGGGGGUUUGCUCAAUGCUACAUUUGGAAAUGCAACUGAAAUGAUUAUAUCAAUUUAUGCCUUGAAAAGCGAUAUGAUUAGGGUUGUUCAACAAUCUUUACUUGGUUCCAUCUUGUCUAAUAUGCUUCUAGUUCUUGGAUGUGCAUUCUUUACUGGUGGGAUUGUUCACUGUCAAAAACUUCAGGUUUUCAAUAAGGCAGCUGCUGUUGUCAAUUCCGGCUUGCUGCUCAUGGCUGUAAUGGGAAUACUGUUUCCUGCUGUGCUUCAUUUUACUCACUCAGAAGUUCAUCUUGGGAAGUCAGUCUUAUCCUUAUCCAGAUUUAGCAGCUGCAUAAUGCUACUGGCCUAUGCAAGCUACCCUUUCUUUCAACUUAGAAGUCAACAGAAUUUUUAUACUCCAGUUGACCAGGAAGUAGAUACAAGCGAAAACACUGACGAGGAGGAAGAAUUUGAGUUAACUAAGUGGGAAGCGAUAAUCUGGCUGGCUAUUUUGACAGUAUGGGUAUCAGUAUUGUCUGGACACUUUGUGGAUGCCAUAGAGGGAGCAUCUGAAUCAUUGAAUAUGUCAGUGGCCUUUAUUAGUGUCAUCUUGCUUCCAAUAGUAGGAAAUGCUGCAGAGCAUGCGAGUGCUAUCAUGUUUGCCGUAGAAGACAAGCUAGAUAUCACAAUUGGAGUUGCUGUUGGAUCAUCAACCCAGAUAUCCAUGUUUGUGAUCCCUUUCUGUGUGGUUGUUGGGUGGUGCAAGGGAAAAGACCGGACACGAAAGAGCAACUUGAAGAAGAUAAUAGAUUACAAUGUUCCACAACAAUAUAAUCACAAUUUUUGUCCAAAAAGGCAUCUGUAUGAUAUGUGACCUUUCCAGCAUAAUGAGAAACUAUAAAAUCUG